Molecule: messenger RNA, 3288 nt
Organism: Neodiprion virginianus
Lineage: Eukaryota; Metazoa; Arthropoda; Insecta; Hymenoptera; Diprionidae
Exons: 3
Coding region: 1-3288 (1095 amino acids)
Molecular function (GO): zinc ion binding; nucleic acid binding; catalytic activity
Source: RefSeq, a predicted model, not a curated record
AUGCACAAGAAUAACAACGUUAUACCUCAGGUGGUAGCCCCAGCACAGGGGAAAGCCACCCUGGGUUCCGAUCGGGUGAAAACCCCGGUGGCCUAUGGCAGCGGCACGGUUUCUGAGGGCCGCAAAUUGUGCAAAAACCAGGUGACAACGACGGCAACAAAGACAGCGGACACGAAAACUGGAACAGCGGACAGGACGACACUGGGACACCAACGACGAGACAGGACGGACAGCGUGUCGAUCACGGGCAGCGGAGCGAGUUGCGCUUCCGCUGUAUCCACGAUCGGCACGAAGACACGAAUCACGGACGAUAUGGACCUGACGGACCUAUUGUUACUGAUCCACAGCACGGCGACAAGGAUGGCCGAGGCAGCAGCUAUCCAAAAAAACAUGAAUAUGUCCGUUAAAUUGGGCAUCAAGACCAUCCUCGAGGCUGCCGACACGGACAACGAGACGACGGAGACAGACGUUGAGACUGAACAACGGACACAAAACACUCCGCGGACGAAACGGAAACGGGAGGUGACUGGAACCACUCCGGAAUCCUCUCAGAAGAGGGCAACGGAUGCGGAACCGGUCGCUGACUGGCAGACAGUGACGAGGACAAAAAAAGAAAAAAAGAAACGGAAGACGCGGACGGACGGGACGAACGCGACAACGGAUACGACGGCCGGGGCUGAGGGGCGCAGAGCGGCUCCCAAACACUGGGGGACGACGGUGCUCGUCAAACCCGAGAACGACACGACGUACUCCGACAUUGUGAGGAAGAUACGGACCACGGUCGACCCUGCGAAGAGUCACGUUAAAGUGACGACUCUCAGAAAGACGAAGAAUGGUCUGUGUCUUCUGAAGAUAAAGACAGACGCCAACGGACAGGACGACUUCCGACGCGUCCUGCAGGACGCAGUCGGCGACGCAGGCAACGUCAGGACCGGGACCUUCAGGGUGCAACUGGAGAUCGUGGAUCUUGACUGGGUCAGGACCAGAAACGACGUAAUACAGGCACUGCGACGAGAGACGGGACGAGACGCGGACUUUGGGGUCCACAUCUUCGGCCCGAACCGGGCGGAGCAGUUUAUGGCCGUAUGCGACCUAGAGUCGCAGGAAGCCAGAGCGCUGCUCGGCCGGGGACGGAUCGGGAUUGGAUGGGUAGCUUGCCGCGUCCGACCACGACUGACGGUGACAAAAUGCCACAAGUGCCUGGGAUACGGGCACACGAAGGCUAAAUGCAAAAAUACAGACCGGACGAAGUGCUACAGGAAAUGUGGCGUGACAGGACAUUACGCCACGGACUAUAAGGACAGACCGGCCUGCCCACUGUGCGCCGAGGCGGGACACGGCGAUGUGGCGCAUCUCGCGGGCUCCGAGAGGUGCGCGGUGUACCGGGAUUGGAUCACGAACAAGACCAAGACAGCGGCUAUCUGGGUGAGGGGCGCUGCCCGAGUCCGGAUAACUGCUCGUGGCGUCAGGGACGACUACGUCUGGGCUAGGGUGGGCGCUGUCACUUACGUCAGCGUCUACCUGACCCCAAACUGCGCUGCGGCGGAGUUCCAGGCAAAGGUUGCGCUCCUCGAGGACGGACUCAGGGACCUGCCCGGGGACCUCGUGGUCGCGGAGGACCUCAACGCGAGGGCGGUCAAGUGGGGCAUGACGGUGACGAACAGACGCGGACGGCAGCUGCUGGAGAUGGCCGCAAGGCUGGACCUAGUGGUGGCAAACACAGGAGACGUACCAACGUACAGACGGCCGGGAUUUGGAGACUCCAUCCCGGACGUAACGAUGACGACGGACAGAACUCUGCCACGGAUAGGGCGGUGGCGGGUGCUCGAGGGCUACACGGCCAGCGACCAUCAGUACAUCGCCUUCGAAGUGGCAGGAGAGACAAGGACGACACGGACGAGGACCGGGCACCCCCCGCGGUGGAACGUAGACAAACUCGACGUACUGAAGUUCUCGGCGGCAGCGCCGGCCCCAAUUACCGACGUCCGCCCAGAGCUGACUGGCCGGCAAAGGGCGGAAAGACUAGCGGACGAGACGGCCAAACUGACGACGCGGCUGUGCGACAGCACAAUGCCGAAACGACAGUACGGACGUAACAGACCACCACAAUACUGGUGGACGGACGAGAUAGCCGAGCUGCGGAAGAGUUGCCUGGCGAAACGACGACGGGUUACGAGGGCUGGAGGGAGAUCCGAGAGGGAAACCCUUCAGGCCGAGUACAAGACUGAACGGAAACGACUGACGUACGCCAUCAGAGACAGCAAGACGCGAUGCCGGAAGAAGCUCUGCGAGGAGGUGGACCGCGACCCUUGGGGUGCCGGUGACAAUAUUGUGACUGGUAGGCUGGGGGCCCGGAUCCCGCCAGAACUCAAGGAUGCUGAAACCGCACGACGGAUCGUCGACGGACUGUUCCCGACGCACCCGACGCGUACGGACGCGACAAACGACGUCGAGACGGUGGCGCCCCUCGUCUUCACCGCCGAGGAGCUCGUCGGAGCGACCAAAGCAAUGAGGAGGGGUGAGGCGCCAGGACCGGACGGGGUACCGGCGGAGGUUCUUCGGCCGAUGGCGAUCCUGAGGCCGGAGAUACUUCUUGACCUCUACAACACGUGCCUUACGACAGGGACAUUCAGCGACCGGUGGAAGGUGGCGAGGUUGGUCCUUAUCCCAAAGGGUAAGGGUGACCCCAGCACGCCGUCGGCCUACCGGCCGCUGAGCUUACUGGACACGACAGGGAAACUGUUCGAACAGCUUCUGCGACCACGACUUACGGACGCGAUACAGGACGGCGGGGGCCUCUCUUACCAGCAGUUCAGCUUCCGGAGGGGUCGAUCAACGAUUAGAGCGAUCCAAGAGGUGGUUGACUUCUUUCGGUCGACAGACAGACAUUGCCACGCUGCGCGACCCGUCGCGCUGCUGGUGACACUUGACUUUAAGAACGCCUUCAACUCGGCCAGGUGGGUGGAUAUCCUAGGGUCGCUGAGAGGCGACUUCGGGGUCCCGCCUUACUUGCUCCGGGUUGUUGAAGACUACCUUUGGAAUAUACGACUGACGUACGAAACGAACGAAGGCCAAGUGACGCGACAGAUCACCGCGGGGGCUGCUCAAGGUUCCAUACUAGGACCUGACUUUUGGAACGCGAUGUAUGACAGCCUGCUCAGACUGGAGCUCCCACUCGGCGUUCGCCUGGUUGCUUACGCUCACGACGUGGCGGCAGUGAUAGUCGAGCGAACUCCAGAUCUGGCACAAUACGCACUGAACCAGACCAUGAGACGAGUCGGACGGUAG